Nymphaea colorata (pocket water lily) is the source of this 1898-nucleotide messenger RNA. RefSeq lists its product as uncharacterized. The transcript has 9 exons. The record is from RefSeq and is a predicted model, not a curated record. Gene Ontology annotation, molecular function: acyltransferase activity, transferring groups other than amino-acyl groups. Lineage: Eukaryota; Viridiplantae; Streptophyta; Magnoliopsida; Nymphaeales; Nymphaeaceae. Bases 748 to 1680 code for a protein of 310 amino acids.
AUGGUGAGGAGAGGAGCCCACAUUUCUAAUAAAAAACUGCACCGACAUGAAAUAAUAAUGCGAUCGACUGACCUGCCCGGCGCCACCACAGGGCGGAGCGCGGUCCCUCACUGUCGUGUGCGCCGUCUCACUUGCCGCUGCCCCAAGAUGGGACAAAAAUUCGUCAUAUGCAGCCAAUGAGGGCGGCCGAUGUUUCCGCUUGCCCACCGGAAGUUUUACUUGGCCCCCGGAUUCUUUUUCUUAUUUUCGUCGCCAAUAAUUGCGGGCCAAACUCGGUUCUUGAACUCGGGUGCAAAAUCCCAUCAAGUUCAUGAACUUGGGUCGCCUAUCUGGAGCCGGUUGGAUCCUAUCGGUUCCAGACCCACCGAUUCGCGGGUGGGGCGGGGGACAAGGAGAGUCGAGCAUUAACUGCUAGAUCCCCGGGCCACUCGAAACCGCAAGCCAGGUGGGUCCGGCGGGAAGAUUUUUAUCGGUUUUCGAGGCGAGCGAAUCGGCGUCUGACUGUUAUAUCGCCGCGUUUCUGUGGACCUUAUCCAAUGAAGUCCGGGAUGAGGCGUGGCGAUCGUUCCAACCAGAGCUGCCCACCCUCCCUUUCAUGACUUCACCCACCAGAAAAUAUAACGCCGCGGACGCCCCCUCCCCAUUUCUUCACCUACCACCAUCGUCCCUCUUCUUCUUCUUUUUCUUCGUAUAGGCGUUGAAUCUUUUCCGUAACAGCAGCAACCAGUUCGUUCCUUAAAUCUUUCGAUGUCGGCGAUCAACCUUCAAGGAUCGGAUCUCCUCCACCGUGGACUCAAAUUCUGCCAGCCGCAGAGCUCCGGCAGGCGCGGAAGAAUCAACCGUUCUGUUGUUCGUGCCUCCUCUGCCUCUCCCGAGUUGCAAACUGUGUCGACUUCUCGCCAGACGCUUAAGGAAGCCGAUCCUGAAAGAGAAAACGAGUCGAAACGCUUCCACAAGCCACCAGGCCCUGAGAUCCCUGUCCAGCGAUCGACGGCCCUUCAGUUCGACAAGCUACAGGAAGCAUACCAACAAGAUGGGAGCAAGCUCCGGAAGCGGUUCGGCCAUUUCGUCGCUCGGGAAGCCACCGUUGAUGAAGAAUAUUGGACCGCAGCUUGGUUGAGAGCUGAAAGCCGGUACGAAGGCCAACUUCAUAACCGCUAUGUGGACAGUUACAAACGGAAGUUCGCUGAGCAGGAGUACAAUACCUUGAAAAGGCGAUGUCUCGGACAGCUCACAGCAAAAUGUACCUGCAUCGUUGCGGUUAAGGAGGAUGGUGCUAAACGUACGAUAUUGAAUAGUAUAGUCGGAACUCUUGACAUUAGUAUCCGGAACCUACAUCAUGGAGAAAGUUUUCCAGGGGAACAUGUAAAGCCUGGGAUACAGCAUCUCUAUCAAAGAGAUACAGAAAGAUAUGCGUAUGUCGCAAAUGUAUCUGUGGCUAAAUUUGCAAGACGACAGGGAAUCGCAAGUAACAUGUUACAGUUAGCAAUAGAAACUGCGAAGGAAUCAGGUGCAAGGCAAGUGUUUAUACACGUAGAUAAAAACAACAAAGCUGCACAACAGCUCUAUGAAAAGAUGGGAUUUCAGACAGUUGAGAAGGCAACACCUCAUUUAUUAGCUGAACAACAGUACCUGCUGUGCUUCAACACACAGACUUCACCCUGCCAUUAUCGUAUUUAGACCAGACUUGUACAGGAGAAUGGAGAUAUUAUUUGAGCUGUCCAUCAUCAAGCAGUCAAAUGUUGCAGACCAGCUUUGCAUUGUAAUUGAUUAGUUUCAUUCUUUAGAGCAGAGUCCACUCUGUGUCGAUGAAAUUUUUCUUUUUCAUCAAACCCUGUUCUAGCAUGGCAGCAAUUGAGGAAACAAGGUUUCACCCAAAAACUGGGAACCAAGCAUUA